Naegleria fowleri is the source of this 570-nucleotide messenger RNA. RefSeq lists its product as uncharacterized. Lineage: Eukaryota; Heterolobosea; Eutetramitea; Acrasida; Naegleriidae. The transcript has a single exon. The record is from RefSeq and is a predicted model, not a curated record. The coding region runs from base 1 to 570 and encodes 189 amino acids.
AUGUAUCACAAACUCUUACCUUAUUUAGAAUACAGAGAACAUGAUGAAACGAUUGGAAUAAUGCUUGCAAAACAAAAAGAUGGAUCGGCAAGCUUUCAUUUUUCAAAACAAAUUCAUUCCAUUCUUAAAAGAAAUACCAUUUACUUAGAGGCUCAACCAGGAGAUCGCGUUCAAAAAGAUAUCCUUUUAAGCCCAUCUAGUUUUCAGCCGUGUCCUGCCUUACAUCUGCCAAAUGUCAUUUCCUUUUAUCAAGCGUUGACAUGUCAUGUGGGUGGCAAACAGGAUCCACAUGUUGUUUUAUUAAGAAAAGGAGAUGAAGUGAGUCAUUCCAUGAGUCUAUUGUUCAAUAAGCUUUUUCAAAUGAAACCAAUAGAAUGUGGAUUCCGAAUUGAAAUUGUUUUUCAAAUGACCAACAAAAUGGAUCAUAACUUGGAGAGUUGCAUUUUGAGUGAUGAACAAGAACAAAACAAUCUUACUGUGAUUCAUUUGGAAAUGGAGAAUUCCAUUCAACAAGCAUUGCAAAAUAUUCAAUCUCUGCAGUUCGAAUGCCACUUGUCAAAACAGUUGUAA